Molecule: messenger RNA, 2347 nt
Organism: Seriola dumerili (greater amberjack)
Lineage: Eukaryota; Metazoa; Chordata; Actinopteri; Carangiformes; Carangidae
Product: spindlin-1-like
Exons: 8
Coding region: 276-1052 (258 amino acids)
Biological process (GO): gamete generation
Source: RefSeq, a predicted model, not a curated record
CCGAGGAGUCUCUGCUGGUUCCUGUGAAGUCGAAACGGGCUCUGUGGACAGACAGCAGGAGGCGAGAAAACCCGCUGCUGUCCCCUUCGACCUCCAUUUAAAAAAAAACAAUAACGGUUUGAUCCUGGUUUUUUCCUGCAGACGUGAAGCCCGAUUCCUGAAAAUCAAGUGCUAAACAUCUCAUCACUAUUGCUGAAUACUUGAGACUGGCCCUGGACAGGUUUGUGUUGUAGCUGUGUGGCUGGCAGCCUGGCUGCCUCCCUGCCUCCAGAUGAAUGAAGAACACUCCGGGACACAGGGACACAGCUGAUACAGGGCAUGCAGGUGUUUCUGCAAAUAUGAUGAAGAAAAAGAAUCCCCAUAAGAAACAUAAGAGUAGUCUGGGUCCGACCACCAAAGUUCUGUCACAGCCUCGACGCAACAUCGUCGGCUGCAGGAUCCAGCACGUGUGGAAGGAGGGAGGAGGCCAUGUGAUCUGGAAAGGAACAGUGCUCGACCAGGUGCCAGUGAACCCGGCUCUCUAUCUGAUAAAGUAUGAUGGUUUUGACUGUGUUUAUGGUCUGGAGCUUCAUAAAGACGAGAGAGUUCAGGGACUGGAGGUGCUCCCUGACAGACUGGCUAAAUCCCGUCUGACAGAUGUCAGCCUGGCAGAUGCCAUGAUAGGUAAAGCAGUGGAGCACAUGUUUGAGACGGAGGAAGGUCCAAAGGAGGAGUGGAGGGGGAUGGUGCUGGCCCGAGCUCCCAUCAUGACCACCUGGUUCUAUAUCACCUACGAGAAAGACCCGGUCCUCUAUAUGUACCAGCUGCUGGAUGACUAUAAAGAAGGGGACCUCCGCAUCAUGCCUGACUCCAACGACAGUGUCCCGACGGAGAGGGAACCUGGUGAGGUGGUCGAUAGCCUGGUGGGUAAACAGGUUGAGUACGCCAAAGAGGAUGGCGGCAAACGAACGGGCAUGGUCAUUCACCAGGUGGAGGCAAAACCCUCCGUCUACUUCAUUAAGUUCGACGACGACUUCCUCAUUUACGUCUACGACCUAGUCAAAACUUCGUAAACUAAGUGGAUGUCCUAAGCCACCAAGACAGAAACAAAAUGCAACACAUGUUAAAACACCUGAAGCAUUUAAUCCAGCGCUCAUCCUUCAGACCAUCAAAUACAAAAAUAAACUCAAAAAAAGAUUUCUUGUUGCGGAAGAACACAGGAUAGAUACUUUUUGAGGGGGCUUGGUUAAGUUGAAGCAUUUCAUCUAUGACCUUAAAUUCUUAAAAUAAAAGAAAUAAAUUGGUCAUGGUUUUACAUUACCCUCAAAAGAUCAACUUUUUGAAGCCCCUUAAUAGUUUCAUGAAAAACAGAAAGCUAUCCAAAAAUUCUAUUUUACUCCAGGAAAAUAUUGAGAAAGUUGAAGCGAGAUGAAGGCUCUUUAGAAUCUCACAUUUUAAACAAAAAUUUGCCGACUUUUUAAAAUCCUCCUCCUCCUUACACCUAAAGAAACUAAACCUUAAAAUUCACUGUUAGUGUCUGAUUUCAUCCAGUGCGCUGGUUGCAGAAAAAAAAUUUGGUCUUGGUGAAGUGUCUCAAUGAAGAUGUCACUGAAAAGUGUGAUAGCAGCCAUCUCUUCUGUGCUACUCCUGAUGAGGAUAAUCAGGAGUUACUGGCAGCAUGGAAAAUACCAAACUGAAAGUCUUUAGAGAUUUCUUGUCAUAUUUUCAAUUAACAAAUCUAGCUGCAGAAAAGUGAGCAGACUCCUAGUGAAGUGAAGUGUGGAACUGGUUGGUGGAAGGGCCUUCAAAAAGAAAGACUAGAAGAAGGUGAAUUCUUGGACCAGAAAAACAAAUAAUUGCUAUCAUGACAGAGAAUGAGCAUGUGUUUUGUUUUUGGGACACUUUAAGAUAGGAACAAACAAUACAGCUCACUGUCACAUCCAAUAAGGACUGGCAUUACCACGGUGUGGGAGCCCAUUUCUGCCAGGAAAAAAAGAUGAUAUAAACAGAUGAAUAGUUAGAAAUAACAAAACAAAAAUACUCAUGGAAAGUCAAAAUUACAACUUUCUAAAUGAAAAUGGUGAGAUAGUUUAAACAAUGAAGGAAGUCAAAAUUAUAAUAUGUGAAGUCCAAAGAACCUGUGUUAUGAGUUUGACUACUUCAGUCUCAAGCUUUUACUCAUGUCUCCCAUUUUUCAGUUAAAUCACGUAAUUUUGACUUAAUAUUUCACAAUUGUGACAAAGUAAGCCAAUAUUUUUACUUUCAUAAUGUUGAAUUAGUUCAUCUAAGUUUGCAUUAGUAUGUAAGUCAUAAUUAUGUCUUAAUUUAGUAAAUCUUAGUUUUGGUUUAGUAAAUCAAAAAAAAAAAA